Molecule: messenger RNA, 3704 nt
Organism: Acipenser ruthenus (sterlet)
Lineage: Eukaryota; Metazoa; Chordata; Actinopteri; Acipenseriformes; Acipenseridae
Product: TBC1 domain family member 14-like
Exons: 15
Coding region: 448-2580 (710 amino acids)
Source: RefSeq, a predicted model, not a curated record
CUGGCACAGAAUAAGUGAUUGGGAACAGCCACUGUUGAAGCCAAUGGCAUAUGGUUAAUUACAUCACCAAUGAUACAAUCCAAGUUGAAUGAGCCCAAGACUCAAACACAAAGCUUUAUGUUGUCUAUAUAGUAUGGCUUCUACAGCACCCCCUGGGUACUUUUUAUUUAACCUCAACUAAAGGGUUAACUAUCAUUAGAGUUGCACGUUUAUUUUUUUUUUACAGAUUUGUUACCCUUUAAUACCAUUAUUGCAUAGACAAACAUUAAACAUGGAUUAAGUUAGCAGUUUGAUGCCUUGUACGAUUGCUCAUGCCUUCACGUCUGAGACAGCGAAUUUGAAGGAAGCAUACGUACCUGAUCGCUGGUAAGGAAAACAACAUGGACCAAAAAAGCCAGUUGCAACCUGCUGCUGCGGCUGCAUACCUGUAGCAUCAUCAGCAAGAUCAUGGCACAAUUGGACAGGAACAAGCAUAGCGAUACCAGUGAGCGCCGAGGUAUUCCUGCAGCCAGUCUGAUGGAAAAGAGCAAUGGUAUAGACAGAAACUUCUCUGCAGGUGUGGGUGUUAAGGAUUCCGUCUCCAUUGACUCUGACCUUAACGGUAAGGUCAGGACACUGCAUCUCCACUCCCUGCCGAAUUACAAACCUAAUUUGCACUUUAUCGGACACAAUAACGAAGACAGGCACAGUCUUGCUUCCCAGGAUUCAGGCAUUCCAACACUGGAGAUCAGUAAUCCAGAACCCAUAAACUGCAGUAGCCUGACCUCUAAAUCGAACCACGCCAACAGCAGAUUUAUAUGUGACCAGGUUUUGCCAGGAUCCAGCAGCAUGCCUCCGGCUACACUGAGCCUGGAGUCUGAGAAUUCCAUAAAGAAGUCAUCCACGUUUUCUCACAACGGCUACGACACGAUGAAGCUCUUCAGCCCGAACUCAAGGGCUCUCAACAGGAGUGACGAUAUCUCUGUGUGCAGCGUCUCCAGCCUCAGCACAGAGCUGUCCACCACGCUUUCAGUCAGCAAUGAAGACAUACUGGACUUCAUGGUAACCAGCGACUCCAGUGCCAUCGUCAAUAUGGAAAGUGACGAGGCACAUUUCUCAGACGUAACCCUGAACUCCCAGCAGGACCCCUGCGAACGCAGUCCCCAGCGACAGGCUGGCCCACCAGAUGAGGAGGAUAACCGCUUCCGGAAAUUCGGACCGCUUGCCACCUUCUUCACCAGGAGUUUGUUUGCUAAGAAAUGUAAGGAUACAAGGCCCUUGGAGCAAAGUGAACCAGGGUGGAAGUUGUUUGGGAAAGUACCUCAAAGAGAUGGGCUAAACAAGGACCCAAAGAAAAUACAGAAGGAAUGUGAAGAAAGAACUGGACGACCUCACAGUUCCCCUUCGAAGCAAAGUGUGAGGAAGAAUCUGGACUUCGAGCCACUGUCAACAACCGCACUUAUCCUUGAAGACAGGCCAGCGAACCUCCCUGCCAAGCCUGCAGAAGAAGCUGAGAAGCACAAACAGCAGUAUGAAGAGAUGGUGGCCCAGGCCAAGAAACGAGAGAUAAAGGAAGCACAGAAAAGGAAGAAACAACUGGAAGAAAGAUGCAAACUGGAAGAAAGCAUCGGAAAUGCUGCUAUGACCUGGAGCCAGGAAAUUCUUCCAAACUGGGAAACAAUGUGCAGUUCUCGUAAGGUGCGGGAGCUGUGGUGGCAGGGAGUGCCCCCCAGUGUGAGAGGGAAGGUGUGGAGCCUGGCAGUUGGCAAUGAGUUAAACAUCACUCACGAACUCUAUGAUAUCUGCCUGGCACGAGCUAAAGAAAAGUGGAAAUCCAAGCCAACUGCUGGCCCAGAAACACAAAAUGAAGACACUGGAAUAUCCUUAGCAGACAAAGAAGCGAGUCUGGAACAUAUAAAAUUAGACAUUUCACGAACAUUUCCAAAUCUCUGUAUUUUCCAAAAGGGAGGUCCUUACCAUGACAUGCUGCACAGUAUAUUGGGGGCUUACACCUGUUACAGACCUGACGUGGGCUAUGUGCAGGGAAUGUCCUUCAUUGCGGCCGUGUUGAUCCUUAACCUGGAUACUGCUGAUGCCUUCAUCGCUUUUGCCAACCUUUUGAAUAAACCUUGCCAGAUGGCAUUCUUUCGAGUGGACCAUAGCCUUAUGUUGACAUAUUUUGCAGCUUUUGACGUGUUUUUUGAAGAAAAUCUACCAAAGUUGUUUGAACAUUUUAAGAAAAAUAACUUAACUCCAGAUAUUUACUUAAUCGACUGGAUUUUCACACUGUACAGCAAGUCAUUACCCCUGGACCUGGCCUGCCGUGUCUGGGAUGUUUUUUGCAGAGAUGGGGAUGAGUUUCUAUUUCGCACAGCCCUAGGCAUCUUGAAGCUUUAUGAGGACAUUUUGACCAAAAUGGACUUCAUCCACAAUGCCCAGUUCCUGACGAAACUACCGGAGGACAUCCCUGCUGAGGAACUGUUCACGACCAUCGCUGCUAUCCAGAUGCAAAGCAGAAACAAGAAAUGGGCUCAGGUACUUUUGGCAUUGCAGAAAGACAACCGAGAACAGGAGCGUGUGAGUCCUGUACUGAAACACUGAGACACACGCAGACAUUUUCUGUGAUAUACACUCUCGCGAAAUAAGGAGAAAGGUCAGGCCCUGCACCACCAGUAGAUGUAUGCAUUGUAAACUGUGAAAAACCUCCGUCCAGAGAGCUUGUUCCCUAGUCUUCACACUGGAGUCACCUUAACCAGACCUUUAGAGGAAAUUAAACCAAGGACUAAAGCCUUAAAAAUAUUAUCCAGUAUCUUAUCCAGUACAAACACCUUGGGUACAAUGGGAAAUUUUUUUAUUUUCUUAAACAUAUCCUCACAUAUUAGCCACAGGUACUAGUUCCCCAAUGAACUGCCUUGUUCUUUGGGCAUUUUGUUAUAAUAUAAUUUGUUAAGAAUUUUGUUUCUGUAUUGCUCAAGUACUAGUUUGUUUACUAUACAGUAAUUGACUGAAAAAUGGCUGCACAGUGGCCUGACUUGUGUAUUAAAUGAACUUGAAUGUAUUUUACACCAUUCCAAUUUGAUCCUGGAAAUGUGCAUUUGAAGUCUUAACCCCAAAGUGGUAAACUGAAUAAUAACUACAAAGGAUAAGCAAGGUUAUUUCAGAAACUUAAAAUGCUUUAAAACUGUAUUUGCUGCAUUUCUCUUUGCACUUUUUGUUCUGCUACUGGUAAUUAUGCUUUUGUUGUGAUUGAUAGCUAAAGACAAUUUCAUACUACUUCUAUUGGAUCAAUGCUAAAUGUUGUUUUCUUUUAUUAUUUACUGUUCUGGUCAUUUGGCAUAUUGUAGAUUUGUUUUGUAACAUAUAAUGUUGUAUAUGAUUUGUGUAGAGUCUCUGCUAACUUAAAAGAGAUUACGGUAUUUAAUAGUGCAGUCAUGAAAUCUCCCUGUGUAGCUGCACCUACUGGUGAAUGACUGGUGUUUUGCUACUGAUGAAGUGCAAUAUACUGGCAGAGAGGUUCAGUAGAUGUGUGUGUGUGUAAUAUAUAUAUUUAUUGCAAAGGAGCCGGCUCUUUUGUACAGCGGUAUCGACGCUAUGCUUUAUUGCGAGAGUUCCCGGGUUCAUGCCCACCCUCCGCCUGUGUGUGGAUUGCCUCGCCCUGUGUGAUGCACCUGCCUGCAUUAACCGAGAACGCUACUAUAUAUAUAUAUAUAUAUAUAUAUAUAUAU